Molecule: messenger RNA, 559 nt
Organism: Haplochromis burtoni (Burton's mouthbrooder)
Lineage: Eukaryota; Metazoa; Chordata; Actinopteri; Cichliformes; Cichlidae
Product: gamma-crystallin M3
Biological process (GO): lens development in camera-type eye; visual perception
Molecular function (GO): structural constituent of eye lens
Source: RefSeq, a predicted model, not a curated record
AUCAUCUUCUACGAGGACAGGAACUUCCUGGGUCGUUCCUAUGAGGUCAUGAACGACUGCCCUGACAUGUCCUCCUACCUGAGCAGGUGCCACUCCUGCAGGGUUGAGAGAGGCUGCUUCAUGGUGUACGACCGGACCAACUACAUGGGCAACCAGUACUUCCUGAGGAGGGGUGAAUAUGCUGAUUACAUGAGCAUGAUGGGGAUGAACGACUGCAUCAGGUCCUGCCGUAUGAUCCCCAUGUACAGGGGAUCCUACAGGAUGAGGAUCUACGAGAGAGAGAACUUUGGUGGUCAGAUGUAUGAGCUGAUGGACGACUGUGAUAACAUCAUGGACCGUUACCGCAUGUCCAACUGCAUGUCCUGCAAUGUGAUGGAUGGCCACUGGCUGAUGUACGAGCAGCCCCACUACAGAGGCAGAAUGAUGUACAUGAGGCCUGGAGAGUACAGGAGCUUCAUGAACAUGGGAUUCAGCGGCAUGAGGUUCAUGAGCAUGAGGCGCAUCACUGACUCCUGCUACUAGGCUGUCUUUGCACUAAAUAAAGCUGUCAUGAACUGAA